Schizosaccharomyces octosporus yFS286 is the source of this 930-nucleotide messenger RNA. Its product is annotated as intermembrane space protein sorting protein. The transcript is spliced from 2 exons. Gene Ontology annotation, biological process: phospholipid transport. Gene Ontology annotation, cellular component: mitochondrial intermembrane space. Gene Ontology annotation, molecular function: phosphatidic acid transfer activity. NCBI's taxonomy places the organism in Eukaryota, Fungi, Ascomycota, Schizosaccharomycetes, Schizosaccharomycetales, Schizosaccharomycetaceae. Bases 110 to 622 code for a protein of 170 amino acids. The record is from RefSeq and is a predicted model, not a curated record.
CUUUUGCCAAAGAAACGGUUGCUUGGAGUCUAGCAGUCCUUGUCUGAAUUGGGUACGUUGGAAAAGAAAAAGGAAAGUGGAUUUGGUUCCAUUUCAUUGAUCCUCAGUUAUGUCUGUUUAUAAAGACGAAAGCGAGUUUGACGCCCCUUGGGAAAACAUUUCAUCGGCAUGGUUGCGAAGAUACCCAAAUCCUUAUAGCUCUCACGUUGUUUCUGCCGACGUUUUAGAGCGCUACAUCGAUGAAAAAGGCCGAUUGCAUACAGAACGACUUUUAGUCAAGCAAGGAAGAGUCCCUCGAUGGGCUUCGGAACUCUUAAACGUGAGUAAAUCUUAUAUUUUGGAAAGAUCUAUAAUUGAUGCAAACAAGCGUGAACUCUUAAGUGAAACCUUUAACAUUGACCAUCUCAAACUCCUUAAGGCUAUGGAGUAUAAUAGAUACCAACCUUCCCAAGAAGACAGCUCAAAAACUUCUAUAACCACAUUAGCCCAAUUUGCUUCUCCUUUACGGCUGGGCUUGGGACGACGGGUGCAAAAGUAUUGUCUAAAGCGUUUCCCGGAACAGCUCAUCGGUUCCCGACGUGGUAUAUUGUACGUUUUACAAAAAUAUAAAUCCUUUUCUUAAGGAUUGUAUAAUAUUUUCCUAAUUCCUAAUUUCAAUUUUUUUUUUUGAUACUCUUCUCUUUACCAUACCCUUUUUUCUCCUUUUCUUUUUUUUUUUUUUUUUUUUUUUGUGUUUCCGCUGCUUAUAACUUAUCCUAAUCCAUCGAAUACAAAUUCCUUAAUUUACGCAUAGAAUUGAGGCAUUCAAAAAAUCAUAUUCUAAAUUCACGCUAGACUUUCUUUUUGUACCUAUACAUUUCACAUUCAAUUCAGUUGACUUAAUAAAAUUAAUCUAAUGAACAAAUUACACAACACUCAGAUUGGAAUAGG